Messenger RNA from Striga asiatica, 438 nucleotides. NCBI's taxonomy places the organism in Eukaryota, Viridiplantae, Streptophyta, Magnoliopsida, Lamiales, Orobanchaceae. The record is from the annotation of a GenBank genome assembly.
AUGGUGAUUCAGACUCCUUUGUCUGCUGUGGGGGAUAAGAGGGAUAAGGUUAGUACCUCUGUUGUUAAGCCUAUGGCUGAUAACUCUGAACAUUGUUCUAAGUUAGGCUCAGUGGGUGAAGCCAGUGGUAGUAGCCCUACUGAGUUAGAAAAAGGGUUGGAUAGACCUGGCAUUAAAACUUCUGCUUUGGUUCCUGAGCAUAAUCCCUCUAAUCUAAUAGAGGUAGAUGUGCACAUGGGACAGACAGAUCAUAUGGGUCCUAGGAAGCAAAAGGGUUUUGUUAGAAGAAAUAGGACAGUCACUAAACAAGAGGGUAUGAUUGUGGAUACCUCAGUUUCUCCUCAAGCUAUGCCCCAACUAGGUGUCUUUUCGUUCGUGUCUUUGGCCAUGUUGGCUUUGGAGGGGGAACAAGAUGAUGUUUCUCCCGUUGUUCAGUAA